Schistosoma rodhaini is the source of this 5747-nucleotide messenger RNA. NCBI's taxonomy places the organism in Eukaryota, Metazoa, Platyhelminthes, Trematoda, Strigeidida, Schistosomatidae. The record is from the annotation of a GenBank genome assembly.
AGAUGUUUUAUGUAAGGUCAAGGCGCGUGUGUUGAUGGUCGCGUUAUGUUUCCAAUACUUGUAACAUGACGACAAUCAAAUCCAGAAUUCCUCGUCGGCGUGCGAAUUCUGCUGAACCCAGGACAAAUUAUUUUGUACAGAAACUCUCCAAAUUGGUUUCAAAUGAAAGCAACCUUCAAAAUACAUCUUAUUUCAAGGACUUUAAUAUGAACCACAAGUUGUCUAUACAGCAGUCCAAGUUCACUAAUCCCUUUGCUCAUCUCGGUUUUCGGAAAAAAAGGAAGAAGACUGCUAAAGUCAAAGUUGUCUUUGAUUUUGCCACUCAUCCACUCAAUAUCGCUAUCAUUGCAAAUAAUCUCAUCAUGGAUUGAUGGAAAUGUGGAAAAGCUGCCGAGCACUCAAGACCGAAACCUAGGACAUCUUGCGUCAUAUCAGUAUACUAAAAGUUUGAUUUAUUCAUCACAUGAUACCCAUCUAGUUUAUAGUUAGCGAGAGAUAUUACUUAAAUAAAGCUAAUAAUCGUCAGAAAUCUUUAGAACAACAGGAAAAAUAAAUGGUUGAGCGUAAGACUGAUAGUUGGUAACAAAUACUUUCGUCUGGAAGAUUGAAAAACAAUCAAACAACCUGUCGAUCAUUUACCUUGAAAUACUAACAUAAUAUAAUAACUCCAGUUGCCUGGUAAUUACCGGAAUGAUAACAAAGAAGAAUAAAAUGAAAGGUAUAAUAGCGAAAAAUUCGUCCCUACCUCGUGCCGAAAUUUCACGUUUGGACAAGUAAGUCCUUCGGUAGACGAAAUUUUAUUAAGUUCAGGAGUCGCAGUUGUGGUACCGAUGUGUAUUUUUCUGACACAAUCUUUAGUUCAGAGAUGAGUUCUGGGGUGGUAUGAUUUCAUUCAUGAAGUCUUUGUAUUCUGCUAUUGAUUAUGGUAGUCCACGAAAAGUGUAAAAUCACAUUUCGGAAACUUAAUUUUGAUUGUUUAUGUUUCGAAGUCCGUACAACAGAGUCUCAUGAUCAUUCCAAUUAACUGUGUAAAACAACAUACCAUUACCACUCAUUUCCUAAAUCUAUUAGUCUAUGAUGUUUUAAAUUCCUUGCAAGACUGCUAAUUAAUAAACCCCUUUAAGAAACAAAACACAUAUUGGUACUUGCAAGCAGUCUUGAUACUGAUUCUAAUUCUAUCUACGAGUUGUAUUUCUUUUUUUUAUAAGCCACCAUUGGAUUUUUCUCAGUCAUAUACUGAAUUGAUUGUGGAACUUGCCUACACAUCAAACUUAACACGUCAAGUUAUUCGACCGUUUAAUCGUUGUCAUUUGAUAAGUCAAUUGACUGAAUGUGCACGCUUGAUUCGUGGACGUAUCGCAUCUGGUGCUGCAUGUAUCCAGCUUCCUUUACUAGACGAUUGCAAAAAGAAUGAACAACGUAUGAGCGACAAUCGAAUGAUUAUGGUAAAAAUUAAUCAGUUCAAUGAAGCACAUGCAUUAUUUACUGAUUGGAUUAAUAAGCUUUCAUCAGCUCCAUUUGUAACUAACACAUUUGGUCCGACAGUUGUUCAACCUUCUGAUGAAGGUAGUCCUACAAAUCAACAGAUUCUACUAUCGAAAUCAAAUUAUUCUAUACAGAAUGGUAAUUUACUACAAGAUUUACAAUGUGAUGGUGAAUUGUUAUUUUGUCAACUUCAAUCAUGUGCUUUGGCUGUGUUUGAAUUACUCAAAAAUGUUGGCUAUACCACGUUUGUUGAACCAUCAUGUAUGGAAGCUUCUCUGUAUAAAAGUUGCUAUGUACAAAAUGAAUCAACCCCUAUUCAUUUAAACAAAAGUGGUCAUGAAAUUGAAAAUAAUGGUACCGAAAUUCUUGGUCAUUCUCAUUGUAAUUCGUGUAACAAUACAUCGAUAAAAAGUUCAAGUGUGUUCACUGAUGAGGAUCGUGAACUUUUAGCUAAAUUAUGGCGUUAUUUAGAUCCUAAUAGUAGUGUAUUAGGCACCAACUCAUCACCACCGAAACCUCCACUACCUAACUUUUGUCCUCUCAACAUUCCAUUCUCUGAUCGUCGUACGGAUUUAGUCAGCUCUAGUAAUCAAUCUUCUCAACUUAGUACGAACCCGUUUCAUGAUCCAAACUUGUUGAAAUAUCUAUGUACAAUUGCUUCUACUGCUCAACAAAAGUACCCUUCAAAUUCAAGUCCAAUCAAGAAAAGUUCAGAUUGUCAAAAAGAAUUUACAUUGCCAACCAGCAGAUUGGAUUUAAAUGCAACUGACCACUUGAGUUUUCCUUUAGUUGACGAGUCGGAUACUAGUGAUCUAGAGUCGAAUUUCAAUUAUCCUAAUAAUUCGAAUAAGUUGAAAGAUUCUUGUACAAUACAAACACGUAGUUAUAAACCUAACAGCUCGUCAUUUUCAACUAAAGAUGCCUCACAUCCUGUUAUCGAACAACCUAAAUUGCCUAUUAGACAAAAAGAAAAAGCUGAUCACUUGGAUAAAACAUCGUUAUAUUCAACAACUUGUAAUGGGAACUUUUCACACGUUCAUCCCAGUCGAAAAUCACCAUUUCAAAUGAAAAACUGUAAAUACUGGUCAAAAUCAAUGUCAUCUGCAGAUUCGAAUAAUCCACUUAGUGAUAGUUUAAUGCAGGAACAAGUAGCAAAAAUGGUAAUACAUUUACAAGACAGUGAUUCGUGUACUUCACACCAGAUGGAAAAUCCUCUUAUUACAUGUACACCAAGUGUAAGUAACUCCAUUACUACUAGUUCGUCUGAUGCGACUACUACUAGCACUACACAAACUACUGUUAUUCCAAAUGAACAAAACACUUCAACUUUAGAUAGUGAUGCUAACUGCGAAUCAAUGACAUCCAUCACUGAGGAUAUUGACGAUCGUUCACCUAAUUGUCAUUCUGAAGUAAAAUCAGAUACAGAAGAUGUUUAUGAACUCAUUGAAGCAAAUGGUAAAAAGUAUCGACGUCAUUUUCAACGACGUGUUGUGAUUGAACGGCAUAAAGUUAGAGAAGUUAUACUAGCACCAUCACUUCCAGAUGGUAUGGGACCGGAUCUUAAUCGAGUUAUACUCAGUCAAUCUGAUCAAACAAAUACUAAAUCCGUCAACAAUAAUAAUAAUGAACUUAUCCGAUCAAUUGAUACAUUAUCAUUGAAUAACUCUUGUAACUCUUCUUCAAAUCAUAUCAAUGAAUUGAACUAUCCUGAAUUCAAACCUCAAUAUGGAAAAUGGAAUAUUUCCUGUGAUGAUACUGCUAAUGAAUACAACGAUUGUAUGGAUCACGUCGAUCCGGAAGAACCCCAUUUCACCACUGCUGACGUUGGACCACCAAAACCAUCUUUACCGAAUGAGAAACCAUUGGUUAGUUAUAUGUUUCGAUUUGGAUCAUCUGAUUGUGACAAUCCAGAUGAUGAACGACGUUUAUCUAAUCGAUUAAUUGAUUUUUUCCGUGAUCAAUGGUUAAAAGAAGAGUCUGCAACGGGACCACAUGAACGUAAGAAAGUUAUUUCUUAUAUUCAAAGUUAUACACAACCUACAACCAAUGGUGAUUUUAUUCAUAAAUCAACAUGUAUUCAACAUACAUGCACAGUUCGAAUGGUUGGAGGUCUUCAAGGAUUAAAAGCUCAGGCUAGUCGUAAUACUGAAAUGAAAUUACCUGAAAUAUUAUCAGAUGAUGAAUUUUCAGAUAAAAUAUCUUGUAAUUCACUUACUUCAUCAUCCAAUGAAAUAACAUCAUCUUUAACUGAAGAAGCAGAUGUAUCACAACAAUUAGAAACAGAUUUAUCAGAGUUUAACCGUCGCAAAUCACAAAUCAUUAUUACGAGUGACGAAACAGACGAUGAAGAAAUACGUGAAGACCAUAUCCCUACAGUAACUCAAGAAAGAGAAAUUUACACAGCUCUACCUAUUGUCGAAGCUACCAAUGAACUACCUAUCUUAAGUCUUUUAAAAGCAAACGAUUACUUAGUAUGGGGUGAUCGAAAUUCUCUAAAUGAUAUUUCUGUACAUGCUGGAUGUAUUGAUGCUUUAAUAGUGUAUAUAACAUCAUAUGGCCGUAUGUCACCAUCAUAUUAUUUAUUUUUCGAAACGUUUCUUUUUAUGUAUCGUUCAUUUAUGACAUCUUAUGAAUUAGUGAAUCGUUUGAUAACGCGAUAUCAUUACUUUAGCCAUCCUCCACGUUAUUUAUCUCAUUUAACAAAUUUGUCUCAUGAGGUCAGAUCUAAAGUAUGUACGUCUACUGUAUCAAUUUUAGUGACUGUGGUUACACGAUUAAAACAAGAUUUAAAUGAUGAAUUGCUAGAAAUUCUUCGAAAUUUCGAAGAAACUCUUUCACAAGACGAAUAUAAUUCACUCAGUCGAAUUUUACACAUUACAAUUUUUCGUCAGUCACAGGAAUACUUACAAAUUCAUUCUAACUCAAAAAACACUGAGAUAAUCAAUAAUAAUAUACGUAAAUCUGAUUUAUUUCUAUCAAAUUGUGGUCGAACCUCAGUACUAAGUGAUAUAUCAUCCGACCAAUCCAUGUUAAAUAGAAAUAAUGAAACAAAUCAAUACUCUGAAUAUAAUGAAAAAGUUGGAUUUAUUACAUUACCAAAAACUAAAUCUAAACGAUCACAUGCUUUGGAAAAUGUUGAUCGUUAUUCAGUGAUUGAAUCGACAGAAAAUAAUCCUUCUUCUACAACAAAUUCACUUCCAACUAAAAGAAUAUAUUUGAGCACAUCAAAAAGUAGUCUUGGUCUAUUGAAUUUCUCCGCAAAAUCUUUAGCUGAACAACUUACCUAUUUAGAAUGUUUAAAUUAUUAUAAAAUUAAUGUGUUUGAACUGCUUGACAUUUCUAAACUAGAACAAGGUAAAGCACCUGGUGUAGCCGCUUGUGCACAUCAUUUUACAAUGGUUUCUAACUGGGCCACAUAUCAAAUUUUAUCCUUGACAAGUGCGUCUGAUCGUGAUAAGGUUGCUAAUCGUUUAUUGGAUGUUAUGGAACACUUGUACAAACUCCAAAAUUAUAGUACCUACCUAUCUUUACUUUGUGCAUUUCUCCUAGUACCAGAAGCUUUGUUUUCUCGAAAAACACUCAGUCGUCUUAGUCGGGUUACGCCGUACAUGCAACCGCCCUACUUUUCAAAAUAUCGUCGUGAUUUAGAAGCAGCCAACCCACCAUUAAUACCAUAUUUAGGUUUAAUGCUGCAAAAUUUAAUUGUCCUUGAUCAGGGUAAUCCGUUGUUUUUAAAAACUCUCCCAACUCAAUUAACUGAUAAAUAUCAACCAUAUCAUGGUCCUAUUAUAAACUUUUGGCGAUGUUGGAAACAUUUUCUAAUUAUAUACGUUUUUGUCAAACAGGAGAAAAUGGAUCCUGAAAAGUCUCGUUAUUCGAUCCGUCCUGAUCUGAAAAUCUUACAAUUUCUUGGCAAUUUUGAAAAUUCUCUACCUGACACAGAAUUACAUCUUUUAGCUAAUCGUUUACGCCGAAGUAUUUCAUAAUUUUAUCGUCCAAUUAUAUUACAACAUUUAUAUAAUUUAUUGUUUGUUACUAUCAGCUUGUGUAUAUAAAAUAAGCUAUAAUAUGUACAAUAAUAUUAUUGUUUUAAUGUAUCAUUUUGUUCUCAUUUUUUAAUCCAUACUUUAAUUGUGAAUUUCAAGAUUAUUUUUUUGGUUGCUUAUUAUAUCAGUCAUACUUUAGAUUAUUGUUCUCAAUCUUUGUUUUAGACAUAUAGUGAAUAUCUGUUGUAUAAUACUUGAAUUUUAUGAUUGAAUAAC